Molecule: messenger RNA, 2160 nt
Organism: Entamoeba nuttalli P19
Lineage: Eukaryota; Evosea; Mastigamoebida; Endamoebidae
Product: oxysterol binding protein, putative
Exons: 2
Coding region: 1-2160 (719 amino acids)
Cellular component (GO): membrane; intracellular membrane-bounded organelle; cytosol
Molecular function (GO): sterol binding
Source: RefSeq, a predicted model, not a curated record
AUGAGUCUUCAAUACCAACACCCUUAUUUAUCAUUUAUGGCAUUAGAACCUUCAAUUAAAAAGAAAAUGCCAUUAACACAGAUUGUGGCUAUUCAUGAUGAUUUGAUUAGUAGAUCAACAAUUCGUGGAACAUUACUUCUCAGGAAUGUAAAUAUUUGUGAAUGUUCUAUCCAUGUAAGAGAAUCUAAAAUGCCAGGUUUUUGUUUUAAAAUUGAAGCACUUAAAAAAACACUUUGUUAUAAACAUGGACUUAAUGGAGAAACAUUGUCUAAACAUAAUGACUUAUUCCUUGUCUUUAGAAAUGAAAAUGUUAUUAAAGGUAAAGAAUGGUUUACUCAAAUAGAAAAUGCUAUUUCUUUAGCUAUAACAAAAUAUAAGACUCAACCAACUAGUACUGUUAGAGAACAAUUUGAUUCUUCUUCAAAAAUUAAACCAAGUUUACCUCCUAAAACAUUUGAGAUGACUAAGUCAACUUCCUAUAUAAACGUACACUCAUACAAUGAAGAAGACAUUAAAAAAGUUAAACCAUUAUCUCCAUCAAAUAGUUUAUCACAAAUAAAUACAUUAAAGACAAAACAAAUAGAACAAAUUCAACAUGUUCAUGAAAUAAAAGAAACAAAAAAACAAAAAAAAGAAGAAACACUCAAAGAAGAAAAAGGUGUUAUUAAUAGUUCUCUUCAACAAUCAUUAUCUCAUUAUGUGUUAGCACAAAAUGAUUUAAAAGAAUUUUUUGAUGCUACUGAAGAAGGUAAGUCAAUUAUUUGGGAAUUAUUGAAACAAGUUAGACCAGGAAUGGACUUGAGUAGAAUAACUUUUCCAUCACAUAUUCUUGAACCACGUUCAUUCUUAGUUAAAACAACUGACUAUUUUGCUCAUAUUCAAUAUUUCAAACCAAUAAGUGAAGAACCAGAUCCUGGACUAAGAAUGCUUGGUUUAGUUAAAUGGUUGUUAAGUGGUUUUUAUUUAAUGCCUACUGGAAUUAAAAAACCUUAUAACCCAAUUCUUGGAGAGACAUUUAGAACUAUGUGGAAACAUGAAGAUGGAAGUAGAUCUUAUUUACUUGGAGAACAAGUCAGUCACCAUCCUCCAGUAUCUGCAUUUUAUGCAACAAAUAGACAACAAGGAUGGAUGGGAAAUGGAUAUAUUGAGUUCUCAACUAAAUUUAAUGGACUGAGUGCUUCAAUUAUUCUUGGAGGUAAAAUUGAUAUUUAUUUAUUAAAUUUUAAUGAACAUUAUACUAUGACAUUCCCUGAGGCACUUGCUAGUGGAUUUUUUGUUGGUCCAAUGUUAAUGGAAAUUGCAGGUAAAUCUGUAUUUGAAUGUAAAGAAUCUGGGUAUAAAGCUGAAGUAGUUUUUAAUCUUCGAGGUACAUUCUCAUCUGAUAAGUAUCAAACAGUAGAUGCUAAGAUAACUAAAAAUGGGGAGGAAGUUUAUAAAAUAUGGGGAAAUUAUUAUAAAGAACUAUUUUAUUGUGGUAAAGACAAAGUAAAGAAAAGUUUAUUAAAGAUUGAUGACAUUAAGGGAAAGAGUGUACCAAGAUAUACCAUUGAUAUGAAUCAACAAGGUAAAAUGGAAAGUGAUAAAUUAUGGAUCAAAGUUACUAACGCUAUUUAUAAAGGAGACCAAAUAACUGCUACUGAUGAAAAAUGUAUCCUUGAAGAAGCUCAAAGAGAAGAAGUUAGAAAACAUGAGGCAGAAGGAACAGUUCAUAUUCCAAAAUAUUUUGUUAAAGAUUCAUUUCUUGGAUGGAAGUAUGUUGAUUUCAAUAAUUCAAAGCUCAAUCCUGACAAAGAACUUGGAGAUUAUGAAGAUGAAUAUCAUAUUAAAACAUUGUUAAAAGAACAAAAUGAAUGUAUUGAUGAUGGAAAACAAGUAAAAGAAGAGCUUCUUACUUCUUCUAUUGAAAGUAAUAAUAGUGAGACAUUAAAGACUGAUCGUCAGAGUAGUAUGAUUACCCAAAAUUCUGGUGACGAAAAAUGUAAGAAAGUAGAUGAACUUAAAGAAGAGAUUAACCAAGUAGAGGCAAGAAUCAAGAAUAUCACUUUCACCCAAAAUCAAAAAACUAUAGAUAUGAUAAAACAAUUAAAGAAGUUUAUUGUUAUAUUAUUAUCAAUAAACGUCGUUUUAAUAGCAUUGGUAAUAAAGUUACUGUUAAAGUAA